Messenger RNA from Clonostachys solani, 1329 nucleotides. Lineage: Eukaryota; Fungi; Ascomycota; Sordariomycetes; Hypocreales; Bionectriaceae. The record is from the annotation of a GenBank genome assembly.
AUGACAGUGGAUUCCCCAGAAUCGAAAGAUCGCGCCUGGUUGUGUAAGCUCCUCGUCGUACUCGCGCUUGCAGAGUCAGUCGAUGUCGGUAGGCAACCCGAGAUAACUCUGAAUCUUUAUGACCCUAUAUCACGGCCACUGAGCCAAAAUAUAUCAUCGCAAUACGUCCCCAUCCCUGGGCAGGAGUUUUUCGAACAGGCCUUGAUGAUACUGAAAAUCUCUUACGAAAAUACCACGGUUGACCACGUUGAGAUUUUGAACUUGAUAGCCCUCUACUCAAACCAGCUCAACAGGCAAAAAGCUGCAUACAAUUAUGCAGGAGCAAGUGCAAGAAUAUGUAACACGUUGCAGUUGCAUAAGGUGUCUGCGUCGAUUGACUGUUCAUCGGCUGAGCGAGAGCAUAGGAAACGUCUAUGGUGGUCAACAUACUGUCUCGACAGAAUGACCAGCACGUUUACGGGCUUGCCGCCUGCUCUUGAGGUUGAUCAAACUGACCUUGCAUAUCCUAAGCAACCUGAAGAUUCACCAGAUGACGCCGAGGAGUUUAGCGAUGCCGACUUUCUAACUGCCCGUAUACAGCUCACUAUAAUUCAAACAAGAAAUUUGAAGAGCGUGUCUCACAUCGGCCUUGACGAUGCACAAGAUAUCAAAACCGUGCUUCGUCCCAACCUGCGAAGACUUGAAUCCUGGAGAGAAAGCCUGCCAGCUCAUAUGAUUUCCGAGACUGGAAAUGAUACAAAUGAGCCUACAAAAUCACUACCCUCCAAGCGUUCUCUGGCCAACAUGCACCUGCGCUUCAACCAUUGCAUAAUACUUUUACUACGGCCACUUAUUCUUAGACAAGUAGCUUGUAUAUUUUCGAACGAGAAAUCAAAUGCAGCCCAGGAGGAUCUAGAAUAUAUUAAUAACAACUGCCUCAAGUCAGCGCGGUCAAAUGUGCUCAUCAUGAUCAACGUACGGUCCGCUGGUUUAAUUACACGACUCGGGUUUAUGGAAAAUAUGCAUUUAUUCACAAGCUUAAUGAUCCUCUGUUUAGCUAUGUCAGUCAAUGCACGGCGACCUGGAAGCUUCAAAGAAACACCGAAUGAUAUAAAAACAUAUCAAGCGGGUAAAAAUGUCCUUUCUUAUAUGAUGACAUGUGGAAGCUUCGCUGCAAAGGGAAAUCUGAAUAUGUUAAAAGAAGUCGAGGAUCUAGGAAUCACGAUUGCAACGGAAAGCGGAGGAGUAGAUGCUGAUGAGGGAAAUCAAUGGGAUAUUGAAGAGUGGGUGACACAGUUGUUUGAGAGCGAGGACAUGCUAGGCUCCUGUGGUUUACAUAAUAGUGCAUGA